Messenger RNA from Colletotrichum gloeosporioides, 675 nucleotides. RefSeq lists its product as uncharacterized. The coding region runs from base 1 to 675 and encodes 224 amino acids. The transcript has a single exon. NCBI's taxonomy places the organism in Eukaryota, Fungi, Ascomycota, Sordariomycetes, Glomerellales, Glomerellaceae. The record is from RefSeq and is a predicted model, not a curated record.
AUGCAAGAUGGACGAGCCGAAAGGUUGGAAACCCUCCUGGAGACGCCUCUUGAUCACUCGUCGACUUCAAGGCAUUCGGGAUCCACCCAAGAUAAGCUGCCUGCUCGUCUUUCAUCUCUGAAUGGGCUUCACGAUGUCCUAGACGUCAUACGAUUUCCUCAAAGCCCUUCCCUAUCCAACUCGGCAGCCUCAUCUUCGAGCGUAUGCACAUGCCUCCAAGACCUGACUGCAGGUUUAUUCGGUCUCCAGACAUCUGGUGAGAAUGUUCGAGUGGACCUUCUACUGCUUCUCUUCAAGCGUUGCAUGUACAGAUGGAAGGGUGUUGACACGUGCGCUUCAGCAUGUUCUACUACCCCGAGCCUCGCGCUUCUCAUGUUGAUGAAUGUGCAACGAUUGGUCUCGCUGCUAUUGAGAGCUUCGUCUUCAACAAGAUCCGGAGACGUCACCAAAGACCCAGGACUGUCAGGUUCUUCCCUGAACAUCAACAUGGGAUCAUUCGUUGUGGAGGACAGGGCUGAUCAGAGAUUCAUUACUGAACACCUUAUAACUUCGAGAAUGAAGGAAUUGGUUUCUUUCAUUUCAACUACGAGUCUCAAAGUGAAUGCAUCUGGCCUAGACACUGUAUAUGAGGAGUACCAGCGGCAGAUGCAAAGGCUUGGGCAAGCGUUUACUUAG